GCAUGAUGCCACCAUCUAACCAGGGCUGGCCAGAAGACUUUGGCUUCCGGCUUGGCGGUGAUGGGCCCAGCUACAUCCUGUCUGUGGUGGAGGGCAGCAGUGCUCACAUGGCGGGGCUGCAGCCAGGAGACCAGGUGCUGGAGGUGGACGGCCAGAAUGUGUCCACGCUCAGCCCCCUGGCCCUCGUUGACAUGGCCAACACCAUCAAAUCCGUGCCCCCCAGCAUAGGGGUGGUGUCCCGGAUGGAACAGAUUGACAUCACUCCGGGCCCUGAUGGGCGAUUUGGCUUCACCAUAGUGGGAGACAGCCCCCUGCUGGUGGAAGACUGCCUGCCCAGCUCUCCGGCGGGCCGCUGCGGGCUGCGCGCGGGCGACUACGUGAUGGAGGUGAACGGGCUGCCAGUGAAACAGCAUGAGAUGGCGGCGGCCAUGAUCAAGGCCUCGCAGGGCCGCACACUGCGCCUCGGAGUGCUCAGUAUCAACCGCUGGCAGCGCCGCUCGGCUAGUGCCAGCAUGAAGGAGGCGGCAGGGGCAGCCAUGACCACCCCCGUCAACAUUAGCACCUCCGGUAGUACCACGGCAACCGCUCCCAUCAGCCCACCGCGCCUGAGUGGGGAGAGCGUGCGCCAGGACCGCAAACACAAAGCCCAGGAGUUUAAUAAAAAGGUUCGCCUGUGCUAAGAUUUCUUUCCAGCAUAUAGGUAUAUAGCAUAUCGUUUAUGGAGAUAGAAAUGC
Molecule: messenger RNA, 734 nt
Organism: Clupea harengus (Atlantic herring)
Lineage: Eukaryota; Metazoa; Chordata; Actinopteri; Clupeiformes; Clupeidae
Gene: grid2ipa
Product: delphilin-like
Exons: 2
Coding region: 3-680 (225 amino acids)
Biological process (GO): regulation of DNA-templated transcription
Molecular function (GO): protein binding
Source: RefSeq, a predicted model, not a curated record